Molecule: messenger RNA, 556 nt
Organism: Gryllus bimaculatus (two-spotted cricket)
Lineage: Eukaryota; Metazoa; Arthropoda; Insecta; Orthoptera; Gryllidae
Source: the annotation of a GenBank genome assembly
GUUAACAGAGUUGAAUGAAUUCACAGAUCAUGCUAAGAAAGUACUUACUGUGGAUGUAGAAACUAUGAAUUACGAACAGCUAAUAGAUGUAAUUCGUGUUCUGUAUCGUAUCAAGGAACGUGCAGCAGAAACUGACAAUAUGUUUGAGCCAAUUAAGAAUACAAUGGAUAUGCUGAAACAAUAUGGUGUCGAAUUUCCACCAGAGAUUUAUGAACUUUUGCUAGAUCUCCCUGACAAAUGGCUGCAAACUAAGAAACUGAGUGUGGCUGCGAAACAAAACGUAGCACCAUUAAUGGCAACGGAAAUGUCUAAUAUAAGAAAGAGGAUACAAUUGUUUGACCUAAGACAACAACAAUUUAGAGAACGCUUUCGGAAGCUUCCUGUUUUUAAGUAUCCCUGUGCAAAUCCUUACGAAUAUCUGGACAGAGUAAAUCUUAGUUUAGUUAGCAUGGAGGACGAUCUUGCAAAGCUACAGGAUCAAAGUCAUAUGUUUGACAUUCAAUUGCCGGAAUUUAAAGCAAUAAAACUCUGUCGAAAGGAAGCACGCAUGCUGAAG